Molecule: messenger RNA, 2220 nt
Organism: Pochonia chlamydosporia 170
Lineage: Eukaryota; Fungi; Ascomycota; Sordariomycetes; Hypocreales; Clavicipitaceae
Product: AAA family ATPase
Exons: 2
Coding region: 1-2220 (739 amino acids)
Molecular function (GO): ATP binding; ATP hydrolysis activity
Source: RefSeq, a predicted model, not a curated record
AUGGGUGUUCUAGACAGGAUUCGGGGGGAUAAGGUGGACAAGGUCCUUGCCCUUCAUUCCAAGUCUGGCAGCGGUUAUGAUUCCCAGGCACCACCUUCAUUAGACCCGUGUUUCGGCCUAAAUGCGUCCAUCAAGACUCUCUAUGAGGGUCCGAGAUCUGUGCCCGGUACUUAUGUCUGGGUGAACAAACCGCCAAGGCAACUAUCCACCUCGGCGGCACGGGAAUACGACGGCGUUGCGAUCAGAGUCUUCAAAGUGAAGGAUAAGGAGAAGCCGUGUAUCGGAGGGAUAUGGCCCUUGAAGUAUUGGUCUAUCGAAGUACAGAAUCCCACACUUGUCGAAGAAUUGAAGCCGAUUCUGAGGAACAAGAUGGGGUCUCGGCUUGACACAGAAUACAAACUAACCUUCUCGGAACCCUUCCAAGACUUGUGGUUCUGUCAAGAAGAGAUCGCGAACCUGGCAACAACCGCGAAGAACGCAACGGUACUCAAGCCGUAUCUGCAGCUGCUCUUGAACAUCAUGGAUGAAAUGUUUGGCGAACUCAGAUUCACUCACAAGAAGUUUCAGCAAACCGGCUUGGUGGACUUUAAGAGCGCGUGGACCCUUUUCCCUCCCGGAUGUGCCAUCUACAGCUAUGGACUCAACUCCGAAAUGCUGUGCAAGGUCCAAAGCGUUACUUACAAGACUAUCAAGCAGGUCGAGGCCCUGGUCGCCACAGCUAAAAUCCUUUCCUUCAACGGCUCAGAGUUCGUUUGGCAGACCAUCAGCAUGGGCAUACCCUAUUUUAAAGACGGGAAGCCAAUUUCUGAGAUGCAGUUCUACCCGCUCAAGUUUCACCCCCAAAAGGACGCCUUGUUCCAGCGUCUGAUCUCAAGAGGAAAGAGAGCUUUGGAUCUUCAGAGUCUAGAGUACUGUCAGUACGAUGGCAUCGCUCUCGAAUCCGAGGGUGGAGACUGUGAUAUAAAGAAGCACAAUGUUGCUGGCCGUAUACUAAUCGAUGUUGUUGGUUAUCACAAAUAUCACUCCACCAAGGGGUUACGAGAGUACAAGGACCCAAGCAUUGAGCGCGCAAAGGCCGCACGACGAAACGCUAUUGCCAUGGGGGAUGACGUGACCCUAGCAGUCCAUAACUUCGCUGACGCACAAGAAGCGACACCUGCCGAGCAGCCCACUGGACUUAAAAGGCGUCGUCUUACGGAUGCCGAGAUUCUGGAGAAUAAGAACUUCAUGCUUGAGAAGCCGGAGGACCUGGCAUACAUGUCGGGUCUGAUUGGGGGAUAUGCAUUGAAGAACAAGCUCUGGAUGAACUUCUAUAUUGAGGACAUUGAGCCUAUGGUGUGGAAUGACAAGGCAUACGAACACUUGGUAUAUGAUGCUCAACAAAAAGACCUGGUUCUUUCGUUUGUUGAGAGUCAUGGACGUAAUGCCGCGUUUGAUAGCUCUAGCUCUACCUCUGGGACGAGCAUCACCGCAUCGCCGCCAGUUGUGGACGACGUCAUUGUCGGAAAGGGUCAAGGUCUCAUCGUUCUUCUGUCUGGUCCUCCCGGCACGGGCAAGACGUUGACGGCAGAAGCUGUCGCAGACCACACCCAUCGUCCACUCUUCCAUCUACAAGCAGAAGAUUUGGGCAUCAGUGCCGUAUCGCUAGGCGAGAACCUCAAACGGGUAUUCGAAAUGGCAACCGACUGGAACGCCGUCAUACUUCUAGACGAAGCAGACGUGUUCAUGACGUCCAGAAAUCCAGGUGAUAUUGUUCGCAACGAACUUGUCAGUAUUUUCCUCCGAGAGCUAGAGUAUUUCCAAGGCAUCAUCUUCUUGACGACGAAUCUCUACGAGACCAUUGACACUGCCUUCCGAAGCCGGGUCAGCCUCCACUUACUCUUCCCGGCUCUUAGCAAGGAAGCCAGGGAGAAGGUAUGGCGUCGAUUCUUGGACCGCAUUCCGGAAGCUGAGCGUGUCAAGAGUCUUCCUGAAAGUGAAGCGACUGGAGACGAGUCUGUUGAAGUCCCAGACAAGUUCAUUGAUGACAAGGACAUACAAGAAUUGAGCUUGUGGGAGCUGAAUGGUCGAGAAAUCUUCAAUGCUGUCCGGAUGGCAAGAAGUUGGUGCAACCACAAGGGGUAUAUCAUAACACUGGAGAGGAUGGAAAGUGGUAUCAAGGUCACGAACCCUCAAGCUGGGAAGAGUGGUUCGGACGACUAUGGCGAUUUGUAUGAGUGA